AUGCCUGAGCAGACACAGGCCCCAGCGGCCGCCGAAGGCCAACAGCAGGACGACUGGAUGAGCAAGGCAUGGUCUAUCGGGAAGAAUAUACUCAUCUUUGUGGCGAUCCAAUAUGCUUUAAAAACGUACAUGGGUCAACAAAAACCUGCCGCAACACCGGCACCAGAGGUCGCACAACCUGGCUCAGAAGCGGUCACGGUAGACUACAGCGCCGUUCCUCAGACGAUCUACCCCCUCUGGCCGACAAACACCACCCUCGAUGUCAGCCUGUACAUCUCGCCCAGCGUCAUCAUACCCUCCCUGAACCAGAUGCCAAAAGACAGCUUGAUUUUGAAUGAAAAGAACUUUUCAAUCGAUAGAUCUCAGAAAGACUACCGCCAGGUACAGAAGUUUUUCACGGUUCCAAAGAGCGUGCAGGACAACGGUACACUGUUUGCCCAUAUCUUGAUAGGCCAGCACGGUGCAGAGCUGGAUCCAGCUGCCCCUAGAUACGACCCGUCCAAGGCCUAUCGCAUGCUGAGACCCCUGACACAACAUCUCCUCAAGAAGAAAGUACGCAAGACCCGAAGUCUGCUUGAGGGAAAGAAUGAGACAGUCGAGGAGGAUCCUGAAGAAGAAGAGGCACCUCGAUCUGCUUCAUACUACCAUCCUAACUUCACUCUAUCCUUUGUGCCGGACACUGGAGUCCAACAGUACCCGGCCAUGCACCCCGCGAUGAGGCAAUACUACACCCUCGAACAGACUGGCGCUCGCGAUGCUACCGGAAAGAACAGCUGGUACUAUCCGGUCUUGUAUCUCAACACUUUCUGGCAGCUCAAGUCGCAAAUGACGGAGCUCAAUUCUACCCACCCAUUCGAGACGCUGCCAAUCAACGUGGAUCUAUCGACCCUUCAAACUUGGGCAUUCAGUGUCAUGUCGAGCAUGGACGAGGGCAUGAAGGAGACUGCGAGAAAGGCUGCUUUGGGCGAGUCGACCCCAGGUGGCGGCGACGGUUCUGAGCUGGAAAUGAUCAAGGAGACCCUUCUCGAUACUAACCCUUGGUUGCUUGGCACGACCGCUGUUGUCAGUGUCUUGCACAUGAUAUUCGAGCUUCUGGCCUUCAAGAGCGAUGUUGGCCACUGGCGUAAGAAGAAGGACAACGUCGGCGUGUCUGUCCGCACGAUUUUGUCGAACGUGGUCAUGCAGACCAUCAUCUUCUUAUAUCUCAUGGACAACAACGAGAACACUAGCUGGAUGAUCCUCUUUGGUCAAGGAAUGGGCAUUGCUAUCGAGGCCUGGAAGAUCACCAAGACUGUCAAUGUGCGCGUUCGUGAGCCAGCACCUGGAACCUACUCGUACAAGCUCGGAUUGCCAUACACUGUCGUCUUCGAGGACAAGCACAAACUCAGCGAGACAGAAGAGCAGACCGAGGAAUACGAUCGGAUCGCGUUCAAGUACAUGGGAAUUCUCGCCGUGCCUCUUUUGCUUGCCUACGCCGGCUACUCGCUUGUGUACGAAACUCACAAGGGCUGGUAUUCGUUCAUCAUCACCACAUUGGUCGGCAGCGUCUACGCUUAUGGUUUCUUGAUGAUGGUCCCCUCCCUUUACAUCAACUACCGCCUGAAGUCCGUGGCCCACAUGCCCGGCAGAGCGAUGGCAUACAAGUUCCUCAACACCUUCAUAGACGACCUCUUCGCCUUCACCAUCAAAAUGCCCAUCCUCCAUCGUCUCGCCACUCUGCGCGACGACGUCAUCUUCUUCGUCUACCUGUACCAGGCAUGGGCCUACAAGGUCGACUACACCCGUGUCAACGAGUUCGGACAGGGCGGCGAUGACGAGGAUGUCGAUGCCAAGCAGGCGAGCAAGCCCUUGGAAGCACCUGCGGAUGGCAAGAAAGGCGAUACGAAGAACGUCAAGGGUGAGCUGGAGGAGAAGGUCGACGGUGUCGUUGCCAGUGGCAAUGAGAAGGCCCAGGCUGCGAGGAAACGCAAGACGUAG
Molecule: messenger RNA, 1977 nt
Organism: Zasmidium cellare ATCC 36951
Lineage: Eukaryota; Fungi; Ascomycota; Dothideomycetes; Mycosphaerellales; Mycosphaerellaceae
Exons: 2
Coding region: 1-1977 (658 amino acids)
Cellular component (GO): endomembrane system; membrane
Source: RefSeq, a predicted model, not a curated record